Messenger RNA from Gastrolobium bilobum, 852 nucleotides. RefSeq lists its product as uncharacterized. The record is from RefSeq and is a predicted model, not a curated record. NCBI's taxonomy places the organism in Eukaryota, Viridiplantae, Streptophyta, Magnoliopsida, Fabales, Fabaceae. The transcript has a single exon. Bases 1 to 852 code for a protein of 283 amino acids.
AUGGCCCCUAUUACUGUUGAUGAGCUCCAUCUAUUUCACAGAAUGGACCGUGAAGUUUUCUCUUGCUUGGUCAUCAAAUUGACUCGUGACCCGGCACAAUCCCUUCUAGUCAUGGCCUUAUGGCUUUGGUUAGAAAAUACUGGAUACACGAAUAUUAUUUCAAAAUUGGUUGGUCUCUCUGACAAUUUGAUCAAUGCUUUAGCUAAUGAAGCUGUGACUUGCUUGAAGUGGUUGGAGUUAGAAAAUACUUGCAUCCCUAAUGCAGGUUGCCUGCCUCUAACCACAAUCUUAAUGCAAAGGGAAAUCUCUCUUCAACUCCUUAUUCAUAAAAGGUUCACUGUCAUAGCCGGUAUUAAAUGUAUUCUCAAUAAAGUUUGUGCUCGAAUUUUUAUUGAUAUUUUACAAAAUAUUUUGGAUAGCACUAGCACUAGCACAUCACAACCUAGCCCUUAUAGACCCUUGCUUGUCCCUGGUUUCCCUCACCCAUUAUUUGGUACCUUUACCGUACCACCACUAAUUUUUGAUGAAUUAGAUUUGUCUGACAUGAGGAUAUGGGAUGAUAAACGACCAUCUUAUGAUGUUACUGAUGAUGACAAAACUAUGUUUCUGACAUUUUCUAGGGGCUUCCCAGUAACAGAAGAGGAGGUGAGGCAUCUAUUUAGAAGCAGUUAUGGGGAUUGUAUCAAGGUUAUAAACAUGGGGAAUGGAGACAUAGUUGAACAAGUUAUGUUUGCCACAAUGGUUCUGAAAAAUGUGGAAACAAUUGAUCAAAUUUUGAAUGGGAAACGCAUUGCAAAGUUUCGGGUCAAUGGAAAACACAUAUGGGCUCGCAAGUAUGAGCGUCGAGAUUGA